GGUGAGCAAGCAGGUCAUAUGGUUCGGAAUUUUUAUAAAUGAUAGGUUUUUUCAUCUCUUGGUCUCUUAUCUUGCACAGCCAAGACGACCCAUUUUCUUUCUUCUUCCAAUUCUCAGUGAAUAUGGAGGUGUUGGAAGCUGACUUCAUGCAAAUGGUAUUGAAGGAAGAAAUUGAAGCCCAGAACAAUUGUUUGGAUGAUGAGAAAGAGUUUGGGCCUAUAUCAAGGUCAAGAGAUGAUCAUCAUUUAAUACAAGUAAACUUCACAAAGGAUAUUCAUGAUACUGAGAAGCUAAUUCAGAAGAAAAAUGAAGCUUAUUCUCAAAUUGCAGAAAAAUUACUAGAAAGGAAGGAGGAUUGGAACCUUGUAAUUUUAAAAUUACAACAUCUACACAGGAACUAUUCCAAAUAUCCUAUAUCAUGGUGGAGGAAUGAAAUGGAGACUUUGCAGGAAUGUUUGAAGGAAUUUCGGCCUUCAAAGAACCCUAACCCUAGCCGAGGGAGAGACUCUCAGAGAGUUAUAAUUGGUAAAAGCCCACCACCUGGAUACCGUGUUAUUUCAAAGUUCAAGCACCAACCACUACAAUAUUCAAAUAGUUUUUGGAUAAGGAAGAACGAAGUCGAGAAUUUGCAAAAUUGUCUCUUAGAGCUUCAUCAUUCGAAGAAACCCAUCUACGUAAGGAGAGCUAUUGGAACAUACUCUCAAGAGGAACAACUCAAUUGCUUUGUAAAGAGUUUGAACUAUAAGAUGCAACACGGCAGUAAGAGUCUUGCAGAGGAGAAGAAGCUUCUUAGAGAGAUAAAACAGAAUGAAGCAAAAAUGGAUAAUAUUAAACUUAAUAAUAAUAGUACUAAUAAUAAUGUUAAUCAUGCUUCAGGAGCUGCACAGAUUCGAUACUAUUUGGGCUCCAUAAAAGAUAUUCAGGGUUAUAUUCGGUUUAUACGCAAUGAAUUGGAAAGACUGCAGAAGGAAGAUCGAAAACACACCGUAAACAUUCAACGUCAAAAGCGAGAAUUAAAGGCUAUAGAAAGUAAUAUCAGUUCUCUGCAGAAUAAACUGGAAGAUAUAAAUAGAGAGAAAUAUGAAGCAUAUGAAUGCAUUCUUCAACUCAAAAAGAAGGGUGGUGAUAUGUUAUUGUAAUUAAUAUGAAGCAUGUGUAAGCAAUUGUAACUUUUAUCUUCAAUAAGCAACUCGAAAUCAUCUUGUUCAUCAUUUGUCAAAAGGCAAACAUGACAAAGGCACUUGAAACUUGAAAGACCGAAAAGCUGGAGAUUGAACAA
Molecule: messenger RNA, 1279 nt
Organism: Camellia sinensis
Lineage: Eukaryota; Viridiplantae; Streptophyta; Magnoliopsida; Ericales; Theaceae
Source: RefSeq, a predicted model, not a curated record